Molecule: messenger RNA, 3679 nt
Organism: Dermochelys coriacea (leatherback sea turtle)
Lineage: Eukaryota; Metazoa; Chordata; Testudines; Dermochelyidae
Gene: TBCE
Product: tubulin folding cofactor E
Biological process (GO): protein folding
Molecular function (GO): alpha-tubulin binding
Source: RefSeq, a predicted model, not a curated record
GGCGGGCAUAGAGCGCUUUGAACCAAUGGGAAGGCGGGUCUCAGUCUGUCGGUGUGCUGGGGGGGGGGGAACGGUCCUUACCUGGAGGAGCGCCCGCCAGCCAGCCGGGGCCCUGCUGCGGGACUCAGAUCCCUAAAUAAGUGCCUUGGACUGCAGAUUUCUCACAAUGACUAGUAGUGUGCCUUCUGAUGUGCUUGGUCGAAGAAUCCUUUGUGAUACAGAAUAUGCAACUGUGAGGUAUGCUGGUAGUGUUCCUCCCACAACAGGACUUUGGCUUGGAGUAGAAUGGGACAAUCCUCAAAGAGGAAAGCAUAAUGGCAGUCAUGAAGGAAUACAGUAUUUUAAAUGCAGUCACCCGACAGGAGGAUCCUUUAUCCGUCCAAACAAGGCAAAUUUUGGUGUGGAUUUUCUUACUGCAGUAAAGAACCGCUAUGGAUUGAAUGAUGAGCAAGAUGUUGAGUGUGAGAAAGAGAAUGCUUUAGUCAUUGGAAAGAAGACUGUGGAACUUGUUGGUUUUGACUCUGUUAUAGAACAACAAAGUCAGCUGAACAAAUUGGUAGACAUCUCAGUGAGCGAAUGUGCAGUGAGCCAUGCUGGUCAGAAAGAGGAAAUCAGCAGAACGUGUCCUAAUAUCAGGAGUAUAAAUCUAUCAAAAAAUCUGUUGCCAUCCUGGGAGAAAGUAACAGAUAUUGCUUGUCAAGUUCAGAAUCUGGAAAGUCUUGAUCUCAGUCAAAACAAGAUGAAAUUUCCAUCUGCUUCUAUAAUCUGUACACUUAGUAAAUUGAGGGUUCUGGCACUUAAUCGAACUGGAGUAACAUGGGCAGAGGUUCUUCUGUGUGCUCCAGGGUGGCCAGCACUUGAAGAAUUGUACCUUGCUUCCAAUGAUAUUCCAGUUUUAGAAAGACCCAUUAACGUUCUGCAGACCUUGAAAUUAUUAGACCUUUCAAACAACCAAUUAAUUGAUGGAAGUCAACUGCAGCUAAUAGCAUAUCUUCCCAGAUUAGAACAACUAAUUCUUUCAAACACUGGAAUUUCUUCUAUACACUUUCCUGAUGUUGGAUUUGGAUACAAGACUAAAAUGUUUCCAUUAUUACAACGUCUUGCAGUAGAUGACAAUAAAAUAUUGCAAUGGUCGUUUAUCAAUGAGCUUGAUAAACUACAACGUUUGCAGUCACUGCACUGUCAGAAUAACCCUUUGAUGGGCACAGAGAAGAACCCAGAGACAGUGAGACAGCUUAUCAUUGCCAAAAUAGGCCAAUUAAAGGUUCUGAACAAAUCUGAGAUCUUUCCUGAUGAAAGAAAGGGAGCAGAGCUUGACUAUCGCAAAAUGUUUGGCAAUGACUGGAUAACGGCUGGUGGAAAUCAGAAUCCAGAUAAAGACAGACCAAAUAGGAAUUUCUUGCCUGCUCAUCCUAGGUAUCAGUUACUCUGCCUUAAAUAUGGUGCUCCUGAAGAAGGUGAAUUCGAAACUGAGAACAGCCUUUUCAUUCUGAAAAAUCAGCUGCUAACUUUGACAAUUAAAUGUCCAGACAAACCUGAUCAGAAACCCCUAGAGAAGAAACUACCAGAUUCUAUGACUAUUCAGAAGGUCAAAGGCUUGCUGUAUCGUCUACUUAAAAUUCCUGGUUCAGAACUGAAACUGUCCUAUGAAAGUUCUAAAAUGGAAGGCAAAGAAAUUGAACUAGAAAAUGACCUAAAGCCCUUGCAGUUUUACUCUAUAGAAAAUGGAGACUCUAUAUUAGUACGGUGGUAACUUUUUUUUAAAUGCAACUUCAGAAGAGGAGUCCACAGGCUACACCAUGAGAGCAUCUGCAAUUUGUGCCACUCUUCUUGCACAUAUUUAAUGUGGAUUUCAUAGCCUGCUGUCCCAGUUUAUUUGAAAUGAUGCUUCAACUCCUGCAUGUAUAUUUUCAAUAAAAAAAAUUGGUGCAUAAUUGCAGGGGUUCUUUUAAAUUCCCAGAUUAAAUGGAUUAUUAGCAUGGUUUUGUGCAGUGAAUUUCUAUAGAAGAAUCACUUUUACUCAGAACAUGUGACUUUUACAAAUUUUGAUUACAAGGACAAUUGCUGUUGCACUAGGUAAGGGCACUUAAACUCUGCUUUAAGGAAGAGAGGAAAAAGUAUUCCGGGGGGGGGGGGGAGAGAGAGUUUUUGUAACACCACUCACUAUAGCGAGGUACCUAGAAAGGAGUGUGGAAAGUUUAGAUCUGUAUUCUGAUCUUGUUGCUAUAUCCUAUUUACACAUCUAUAGGGAAAAAAGAUCACCAUUAAGAUUAAGCUGUUGAAUUGGAGGAUUUAUUCAAAAUAACUUGUCAGCAUACUGUGGAGCUAUGCAGUUUGUAUGUUGCUCAAACUUUUUAUCUAGAUAGUUAUAACCAGAUUCAAAGGAAUUUGCAUCUUUCUGAUAUUGGUUGUAAUUCAAGUUUUGGUAUAAGCAAAGUUUGAUAUCUUGCAUCAUAAUCUCAUCCAAAUCACUAAGACGUAUACACAACCUCAAUAUAAAUCCUAGAAGAUAACUAUCCUAGCCCCAUAUGAGCAAGUACCCUUUACCAUCCUUAUUCCCUCCCCCACCCCCAGUUCGCAGAUUACAUUAAUCCUGUAAUUAGAUAUGCUGGCAUGGAACCUUGCACCUGCUGACUCUCAUGGAUACCAGUGGUUCUGCACCUCUCAUCAUCCCAAUAGAAAUCUAGAGCUUUAUGUGCACAUUUAGUCCUUUUAAGAUAAUUUCCUUUUUUUACAAAGUCAAACUUUGUUUGUCAAAUUAACACCUCACCUAGAGAAAUGCUUCUCUGGACAGUAUCAGUCAAUUUUUAUCAAAAAGGAUGGGCAAAUAUUAAUUACAUUAUAGGUAAAAUUUCCACUAUUAAACACCACCUUAGCAGUCCUGAUUGUAUAUCUUCACAUGUCUUUAUCAUCUUUCCUCACAUCUACAAGGAUCUCCAUGUAAUUCCUUCACUUUCCAGAGCUCUGUUAGUUCCUGGGGAGAAUACUGAGGGGAAGACAGCAUUCCCUUUUCACACGUCUUCUCACACAACCAGAGGCUGUCCUGUUUAAAGAGACAAUGAUUUCAGUGGGAUUUUUUGGAAGGGGACAGUAUUUUACAUUCACUAAAUCUCACACAAUCAGAAAUCAAUAUUUCAUGGUGUGGGACACUUGUUAAUAAUAUGCCAGUAAUUAACAGAACAUAGAGGCAGUGUGAAUAUAAAUAAAACUCUGCAAGGCUCUUAUGCUAAUCUGAGAACAGACACUAAGGUCAAGUAUCAGCCACCCCUGACUGAUAGGUGCUAGAAAUUUUCCUGUGGAUCAAAUAAUGGUUUCAAUAUGUAUGUGGGGAUGGGUGCGCUUACAUAUUACCGCUGAGUGUCUGGUUAACCAGUCAGCCUUGAGUACAAACUCUUGCACAAAUUAUUGUUAAUAGGAGUGCUGAUGGAAACUGGAAAGACAAGUGCCCCAAACAAUGUAUUCGUAUAACCCCUCCACCUGAGGUUAGUUUGAUAUAUGCAAGAUAGCUACAUCUCAAAUUAACUUUUCAGUUUCUGCUAUUUGUUGUUUAAUUAAAAAAAGUCACCCAGUAAUAAUCUGUUAAAGAUUUUAUUCUAUAUGCACCAAGAAAGAAUUAUUUUUUAAUUUGCUGGGAGAAGGUGUGAUGGAAAUGUUUGUAUAUUGAACUGCACAUAUGGAU